Molecule: messenger RNA, 4011 nt
Organism: Daphnia pulex (common water flea)
Lineage: Eukaryota; Metazoa; Arthropoda; Branchiopoda; Diplostraca; Daphniidae
Exons: 11
Coding region: 2192-3727 (511 amino acids)
Molecular function (GO): extracellular matrix structural constituent; protein binding
Source: RefSeq, a predicted model, not a curated record
GCCGAUGCGCACCAGCAAACCACUGCAGCCGAUAGCAGAACGGAGAAACAUUUUUUAUUUUGCUUGAUGGAUGGCGUACCGCCAAUCCUUUGUUCAACAAGAAGCAGACGGUUUUGGUUGUUACACUUGAAUCUUUUGUUUGUUUACUACCACAUUUUGUAAGACGCACCGUAAAAACUUGAUAAUUAAUAAUAAUAUGGGUAGUAAUAGAGUUUGUGUUAUUUGCGGUAAAUAUCAAAGAAGGUCGACUAAAGGUUCAUCUUUUUUUUCAAUCCCUAAAAAAGAUAAAAAAUUGAGAAGUAAAAGUGAUAUAGAGUUAGUUGAAAGAAGAAUUGCAGCUUGGAUGGCAGCUAUUGGAUCUAAUAUUAAUAAGUACUAUGGUUCACCCUCUGUGUGUUCUUUACAUUUUCAUUCAGGUAUACAGUCUUUACAAACUCAAAGUUACUGAGUAAGUUAAUUACAUUACAUUCUGUAGGCAAACCAGCAUACAUGUUUUCUGAAAAUGAUGUGGAUUGGGUUCCGUCAAUGAAUUUAACAAAAAUAGAUCAACAGGAAGAACAAGAAGCACAUUCAAGUUGUGAAGACAGAUUACCAGUUAAUGACAGCACAGUGCAUGAUAAUAAUGUGUUGCCUGGCACAUUUCAAAGUAACGACAUUACAAUGGCUGACACUACUGUGGAUUCCAACUUGGAACAUAAUGAUACCUCUAAAGGGAAAUGCCUUUUUGAAAUCCAAAAUCUUGUUAAUCUUUUGAAAAAAAUUGGAAUUACUAAUCCGGAAGAACGCACAUUAAGAGAAAUAACGAUACAUUGUGAAACGUUUCAUUCUACAAUUCAAACAGAAUCUGAUGAGGUGUCGCAUUCACAGACUCAAGUUUCUCUCAUUCAGUCACAAGACAUUAACUUACGUAGAAAUUCAGUUGAUGAACUACAAGCAAUGAGGGAAGAGUCUACAAAGCUGAACGAAACAAUUUCUUCUUUAAGAGAGUUAGCCAGGAAAGAAAAAUUUAUCAACAGACUAACAGAUAAUGAUAGAAUGACAAAGUUUUACACUGGACUCAAGUCAUGGAAACUUUUUGGAAUCAUUUACAAAUUAAUUUUGCCUGGAAUUCAAGAUGCAAGUUGCCUUACAAAACGAUCACUUCCAACGGAAGAGCAAUUCCUUCUAGUUCUAAUGAGGUUGCGACUCAAUUUACGUGAACAAGACUUAGCUUACCGCUUUCGCAUUUCUCAAAAGGCAGUUUCCUCGUAUUUAUUGAAAUGGCUUGACGUGAUGUACGAUUGUCUAUCCCUGAACUUUAUGGUUCGGCCCAGAAAGGAAACUUUAGUUGAAUCAACGCCAACUUUAAAAAAUAAGAAAAUUCCUGUGAAAGUAAUUGGAACAUUGCGAAAAACUUUCGGAAUUUUAAGAGAUGAAGCACCAGUAUCGUUAAUAGCACGCGACGAAGACUACAUUCCUCAUUUUGAUAAAAUCGCUUUUGUCUGUUGUUGCCUAAGUAACGCAAACCCCAGCGUUGUAUCCGAUUCGGUAACUGUUGCUAACUGUCUUACAUCUGAUGACCAAUGAGACAAAUACAAAAAACCUUUCACAAAAUUCUCAUCAAGUAUUUCUUGUCUCCAACACUUUUUAAUAACAGCUUUCUGCGACUUUGCCAAAAUUUCUGAUAAUUUCAAUUCAGCUGGUAAAUCGAGCUUGCCUUGAUCUAAAUUCAUUCUGGAAAAUUGAUUGGAUUUACGGAUUUGAAAUCUUCGCCAGUCUAUUUCUAUGUCCAGAAAAAUUAUUUCUACAGCUCAACGAAUUCUCCGAUAUGCCUAAUGAGGUUUUCCCCGGUUUUCCCCGAGCGCCAACUUUGAGAUCUGUAACGAGGAUAAAGUGGAAAGAAUCGAUAAAGUUUAUUGACGAUAUUGACAGAUUAAUCCAUUUCGUUGCGUUUUUCAUGUGUCAAUUUGUGCUUUCACUUGUUCACGUCCAAGUAGCUACAACCUUUGCUUAGUAUUUUAUUGACACCUCGGUUGAGACACAUAUCAGUUAUCUUAUGCACUGGUUGUGCAAUUUGAAAAUGAUCUUAUUAAAUUUACUUAUCAAUGUUUGCAUUUUGAUUAGAUGUUUUAACCUAUUUUCCGCGUCCUUUUAAAUAUGUUGGCAUCUCCAUGUCGAACGGCCAUCAUUUGCUACUUACUCACGUUACAAAAUGGUUCGUACGUUCACAAUCGCAAUCACGCUAGGUUUAGUUCUGAUUUCGUCCGGGACAACCACUUCGGCCGACGUGACCUUCACCUUGGAGGAACAAUUCCAGAAAUUAAGCGACAAUUUUAUUCAACUCAAAGAGAAUGUAGAACUGAAAGAUCAUCAACACAUUAAAAUGAGGAAAGUUUUGGAAGAAAAAGUUACUCGACUGGAGGAGAUGAUGGAGCGCAAGGAUCGGCAACAGGAAAUUUUGACUGAAAAAAUUAUUCGACUAGAACGAUUGGCCGAAAAGAACGACAGAGCUACUAGUAUGACUUCUGGACGGAGCGCCGUGCCACGGACGUGCAGAGAAGCUCGUUUAGCUGAUCCAUCACUGGCUUCAGGAAUGUACUGGAUCGAUCCAGAUGGGCAAGCCGUUGGUGAUGCUCCCAUCUACGUUUACUGUGACAUGAUUUCAGGAACCACUUCCAUUCCCCACGACAGUCAAUCGUCCAUGAAUGUCGGUCAUUGCGCUGAUCCUGGAUGCUAUUCCAGAGCCAUAGCUUAUAACGCAUCCAGUAGACAAAUGUCAGCAUUGACUGAACUGUCCGCCGAAUGUCACCAAUCCAUUCAAUACGAUUGCUACUUUGCGCCUUUUCAAUUUGAUGGCAUCUCCUAUGCCUGGUGGAACGACAAAAACAGAAAUCCGGAAUACUUUUGGUCUGGCAGCAACGACAGCGUUCACACCUGCCAGUGCGGCAUCGAUCGGAAUUGCGUUGACCCUUCGUUGGAAUGCAAUUGCGACUCUGCGGCCCCAGUCCAGUUAACUGAUAACGGCAUCAUCUCUAAUAAGAAUCUUCUGCCCGUCACUAGCCUGAAUUUCGGCCGCACCCAACUGGAAAGCUCUUCCGGUGUUCACACAUUGGGUCCAUUCGAAUGCUCCGGCCAGGUGGCCAUCACUGGAAUACCCAGUUCCUGCGAAGACUUGUGGAGAGGUGGACAUACCUUGAGCGGAUUAUAUUCCGUAAUGGGAGCAACAAAGGUUGAAACAGUUUUCUGCGACUUUGCCAAACUUCCUGGUGACACGGAUUUCCAGAAAUGGAUUGGAUUUACGGAUGUGAAAUCCUCGCCAGUCUAUUUCUAUGUCCAGAGAAGUUCUUCCUACAACUCAACGAAUACUCCGAUUCCGUUUGAAGUUGAAGUACUCAACACUGGAGGGGCCAUGAAUUUGCAUUCGGGGAAAUUUACGGCUCCUGUGACGGGGAAAUAUUUUUUCUCUUUCAUUGCAAAGGGCCUUUUUUCAAAUUCUGCAACUACACGCUACUUUCGUAUCACACUUUAUUUAAACGGAAAUAACAUCGGGAGUACAGAGGUUGAGGAGGCCAACACAUCUGCGUCUCACACACCAUCUCUGCAGUCGACACUUGCUUUGCAAGCGGGAGAUCAAGUUUGGGUACAGAUUUCUUACCAAUCAGCAGGGGUGUAUCUGUAUGAUGAUGGCCGUCAUUUUACCCAUUUCACCGGAUGGAUUUUAGAACAAGACAAUUUUCCGUCUCUAUAGAUGUCAAGCUGGAUUCUACACAUUAGAUAAAUGCCCACAAUGUCCUUAAUAACAAUAGCCUGAAUUAACGAGGAGGUGCCGGUGUGGCGGCAGGUCCCGAUUGGCCAUCAAACUUCCUUGCUGCACUUUGCUUGAAGUGUUAAAAAUUGAAAUAGUUUGUUGUUUGUUUGUACUAGAAUAUACCCACAGACGAAGUUGUGAAGUAUAAAACCGUAUAAAACAAAACUGGGCCUGAUCUACAGUCGUUAUAUACAAAAAAAAGUUAUCUUUUUUUUAUCCUGACU